AUGCUAUCAACAGCAGAAAACAAGCACUGUGGAUCAUCAGAAGUCGGUACGGAUCAACAACUACAACUGGAAGUGUUGACUAAAACAAUGAAUCUAUUUCACAGACUUCAUCUUGAAGGCAGACAUCACAAAUUGAGAGCUGCAGAUGUUCUUCGGGUAACAUCUGCCCAUUCAUUAAAGUCCCAUGACUCUUAUGCUGAAGAGGAGCUGAUUCAGACUUUCAUACAAAAACUACUGAUGAUGAACUACAAAGCAAGAUGCAUUAAAUCUAAUGAGACCAAUGAGAAAGAUCACAAUGAACAAGGCAGUAAUGAUGAGUUGGAUUGUGUUGAAUUUUUUUUCGAUUUAAAGUCAGUGUCUAAUGAAGGAACAACUAAAUCUGAGAGAAUCCACCCGAUGGAUGUUCAGAUGGCCGUGUUUCAUUGUGCUGAUGGUUUCCUGAAGCAGCUGAUGGUCACUAAACUGUCCCAGUGUCAGUACGCUCUGCCUCUGCUUGUUCCUGAUCCAUUCACACAACAGAUUGAGUUUCCUCUCUGGACAUUCAGACAAAUCAAUAAGAGCUGGAAGAUCAGAAACACCAACAAUGAAAUUAUCAGUCAAACCCAGCCGAUCUACAAGGCAGAAACUCCAAUGGUGUCUUUCUUCAGGUUUGGCUCUGUGUCUUCAUCCAAGUCUGAACUUAUAAACAGUCUGAUCAAUGAGAAACACAACACGUUCUUCCAUAGAAACUCCCAGGGCAGCAGCAGAACCAGAGUCCUGAUGGAUGGAGUGGUGGAGAUCGCCUGGUUCUGCCCCUCUGGAUCAUCUGAUGAUAAAUUCACUGACUGUGUUGCAUUCUGUAAUCUACACGGUGAUGCAGGAGCUAAUGAGAAACAGCUGCAGAUCCUCACUGAAAUGUCCUCAGUCAAUAUUGUUCUUCUACCAAAACUGGACAGGAAUGAUAGAAGCAUGAUAAAACUUCAACAACUCUACAAGGACUCAAAGCAACUCAUUUGUCUUUUUACUGAGAAUGAAUCCGCUGUAUCUAAGAUAAAGAAAAAAUAUAGAAUUUGUCUGAAAGACAGAAAUAAGUCAGAUGUAUCUGAAGAACUCAGAAGAGCUAUAAAUGAUUGCUUCUCAGAAUCAUCUUUCACUUUCAGACUUGAAGAUGUGUCCAAACACUCAGACAUCAGAGUAGAUGAGGAAGAUGAUGAAGACUGCAAUAAAGGAAGAGAAGCAGCACAGAAGAUGAUGAGUUUACUGAAGAAGAAAGACCUGACAGAAAUCAAAGCAUCAGUUCUGCCUCAUCAGGGGAAACUGUGGCAUCAGUGGAGUCAGAAGAACAAAGAACUACAUCGACCUCCAGGAGAUGAGACAGAAAUGGACAUCAGUAGAAAACAAACAGAAAUGAAGAAAAUCCGCGAACAGCAACAUGAUUCUGACAUCAGUGAGUUUAUGAAGCUCUUCAUUAAAGAAAUUAACUCAGAUGCUGAACAUGAGAAGACAUUUUUCAUCAAAUGGCUCGGAAUCGUCCUGGAUGAACAUACAUCAGCUGACCUUUAUGCUCUACAUCAUAAGUAUAAUGAAAAAUGGUCAGCAGUCUUAAAAAUGAAAGAGAAUAAUGAUGAAUCUGAACAACUUAAAGUUAAACAAGCAGAACUUGAGAGAAUAUCUGAAGAUCUUCAAACUGCAUCCUUUGGUUUGGAGCACAUCAUGAGGGAGAUUGGUCAGAUCUAUGAAUCAUGUGAAUCUGUGCAGAAAAACAAGAAAGAUCUGCAGUUUGACUUCUCUUCUCUCCCGAGUCUUGCAGCACAGAUGAUGAUCUCUGGAUUUCCACUGGAGCUGAUGGAUGGAGAUGCUGCUCAUGUUCCUGUAGUCUGGAUCUCUGCUGUUCUAGAUGAACUCAUCCAGAAACUGGGAGACCAGCGAGUCUUUGUGCUGUCAGUUUUAGGGCUUCAGAGCUCUGGGAAAUCCACCAUGCUGAAUGCCAUGUUUGGACUCCAGUUUGCCGUCAGUGCUGGCAGGUGCACCAGAGGAGCUUUCAUGCAGCUGGUCAGAGUGUCAGAUAAGAUGAAAACACAGCUGAACUUUGAUUAUAUUCUGGUUGUUGAUACUGAGGGUCUUCGUGCUCUAGAACUGGCUGGAAGAUCAACCAAAGGUCAUGACAAUGAACUGGCCACAUUUGUUGUAGGUCUUGCAAAUAUGACAUUGAUCAACAUCUUUGGAGAAAACACAGCUGAGAUGCAGGACAUUCUUCAGAUUGUUGUUCAGGCCUUCAUGAGGAUGAAGAAGGUCAGACUGAAUCCCAGCUGUGUGUUUGUGCAUCAGAAUGUCUCAGACGUCACAGCUGGAGAUAAAAACAUGGAGGCAAGGAAACGACUGCAGGAGACACUGGAUAAGAUGACAAUACUUGCUGCUGAAGAGGAGGACUGUGAUGCAGAAUGUUUCAGUGAUGUAAUUGAAUUUGAUGUUCAGAAUGAUGUGAAGUAUUUUGCUCAGCUCUGGGAGGGCAGCCCACCCAUGGCACCACCAAACCCAAAGUACUGUGAGAAUAUUCAAGAUCUGAAGGAAAUAAUUAUGUCAUAUGCGGAAAAAUCUAAAAGAAUGAGGCUGAUUGAAUUAAAAGAUCGUAUUAAAGAUCUAUGGGAGGCUUUACUGAAUGAACGAUUCGUCUUCAGCUUCAGAAAUUCUCUGGAGAUUUCAGCCUACAGGAAACUGGAGACUGAAUACAGCAAGUGGUCCUGGAGGCUUCGCAGUGCCAUGAUGGAAACUGAGAACAAACUACACAACAAAAUAGAAAAUGAAGCAAUUCAUGAGGUUGAAGAAACUGAUCUUCAAAUAGAACUGAAGACGACAAGUGAAGAAGUGGAGAAAUCAAUGUCUGAGUUCUUUGAGAAAGACAUAUAUGCUGAUAUACUGAUUGAGUGGAAAACAUCAUUUGAAAUCAAAGUCAAAGAGCUUCAGGAAAACAUUGUGAGAGAAACAAAAAAGAAAUUAAAUGGGAUUCUUCAUCAGCAAGACCUGAAGAAAAAGACUGAUGCUCAGAGGACAUUUCAUGAAAAUACUCUUUUAGAAAAGAGCAAAGAACUCGCCUUAAAACUCAAAGACAAUACUAAAGAUGAAGAAAUACUGAAGAAAGAGUUUGAUUUGUUUUGGGAACAGAGUGUGGAUAUGAUUGUCCCAGACACUUGUCUAAUUAAAGACAUUGACAUAAUGAGAGAUGUGAGAAAGAUCCUCAGUGACAUCUAUGAGGGGCGUCUCCCUGUUGACUACAUUAAAGAGGACAAAGAGUACAUCAAGAUUUUCACUGUGUCAAGUUACUGUGAAUAUGUUAUUUUCAAAAAGUCCACAAAAAAUGGGGUUAAAAAGAUUGUAAAUGGUGUUUACAGAAGAGUUAAAGAAACACUGGGAUACGUUCGAACUCUGUCUACGGAGAAAGAAGCUGAAAUAAAGUCGUUAGUCACAGAUGUUCAACAGCAGACAAACACAAUGAUUCAGUCAUUUAACAUUGCAAAGAUGGGCUACAACAUCAGCUACAUUCAACAACUCACAGAUUACAUCAAGAGAAGAGUAAAUGAACAUGAGGAAAAAGCAGUGAAAUAUAAGUUUAAGAAUGAAUUCUUCACAGAUUUGGUUUAUUCCAUCUGUACGAGAGCAAACAAGAUGAUCACUGACCAACACAGACUGUUCAGAGAAGCCAAUGAUCCUGAAAUAUAUGUUGAGAAGAAGAGAGAAGAAUACUACAGUAUUUUCCAGAAAUACUGUCAUGAAGCAACAUCACCUGCCAUUUUUGGUGAAAUCAUCUGUCAGAAACUGAAAGAGCCCAUUGAGCAGAGUGUCUACAAGAAGACUGCCAGAGAUCUGACAUAUGAAAUUAUGAAAAACUGUGAAUCACUGAAUGGAAACAGAUCAAAUCUGGAGAAACACAUCCUAAAGACACUGGCAGAAGAGGAGGAUUUUGUCAAAUACAUGGAUUACAUUAAUUAUCCCAGUCAUCACUUCAAGAGUUUCAUCAGAGAUGAAGUCAGUCAGUACAUCACUGAUAAGUUCAGAGUCAGUGUUUUACCCAAGAUGAAGAAGAACAUUGAACUCCUGCAGCAGAAGAUCAUGAAAGCAGCACAUGAAUCUACUGAACAUGUUCAAGUGAACAGAGGAGAUGUUGGUUUGUGGUUGAAGAGUUUCACACAGAAGCUCUCAGAUGUGCUGAUCUUCUCUGAAAAAGACCUCAGUGGAGUGAAACAUGAUGCUGAUGAUUUCAACCUCCUAGAAGAUGUGAUAAGACAAGAACUUCCUGCUGUAAUGUCUGAUAUCAGCAAUAGAUUCAACACAGAGACAUUUCCAGUAAAGUUGGACUAUAAUUUCAGACCAGGUGAGAUACUGAUUGAUCACUUCUGUCAGUGCUGUUGGGUUCAGUGUCCAUUCUGUGGAGCCACCUGCACCAACACCAUAACAAAUCAUUAUGGAGAUCACAGUGCUCCUUUCCAUCGUAGCAUUGGUCUGAAUGGGAUAUAUUACUAUAAUACAUCUAACCUGUCUACUCAUAUCUGCACAUCAGCAGUAGGAAACAGCACUCUAUAUUUACAUCCCAAUGAUUCAGAUGAUACAGUCCUUUGGAGAGAUUACAGAAGAGCAGGAGGAGUUUGUGCAGACUGGAACAUCAGCCCUGAUCUCUCUGAUCUGCCUUACUGGAAGUGGUUUGUGUGCAGAUUCCAAAAAGAACUGGAAAAACACCAUAAUAAAACAUUUGAGGGAGAGGGGGAGAUUCCAGAAGAAUGGAGAAAAUACUCAAAACAAGCAGUUAUUGAGAGUUUGUAUAAAUACCUGUAAUUGAACAAGUAAAAUAAGUUUCUUUUGGUUUUCGACUCACAGAACACUUUGAAAUGAGUAUCUGUACAUGGCUUCAGUAAGUCGGAAAUACAUAAGAGAUAAGUUAAUGAUUUGAAGUGUUCUGAUUUAAAAGUAUAUUCCUCAACUCCUCAAUUCCUCUUAUAAGUGUAAAGGAAUCUCCACUUAAAUGCUCUAUUCCAGACAACUUUGAACUCAAAGUUUUUCCACCUCCUACUCCAAAACAAUGACUGGAAUGCAGCUCAAUCAACCCUGACUUAAGACACUGGUUACUAAUUAGCAUAGUAAUUCAAUUCAGUUUUUUUAAAGUAUAUUUUCAGUAUAUAUUUUAGUUAUAUUUCCUUUCAUUUUAGAUUUAGUUUUUUUGUAGGUGCCAAAGUUAAAUGUUUAAAUUAAGGUUUUAACAAAAUUUUAGGAGGAACAUGUUAUUUUAUUCCAAGCAAUCAUUGCCAGUAUAAGCUUAUACUGUAUAAGCCACUGCUUUCAUCAGUCCUAUGACAGUUUUCUUCACCAAUGCCUUCUUCUUAGCUGGGUACCACUAAACUCAAGGAAGUCCCUUCGAACUUCGCCCUCCAUCACAGACAGCAUGCCAAAAAUGUUUAGUUAGCCUCUCUUCCAUGUUGUUUAACACUAGAUUGUUCUUUAAUACAAUUAUCACUAUGUAGAGGCAAUGAAGGGAUGUUAAGGUUUUUAAACUUAUGAAUAUACAAUAUACUCUGUAUCUUAACCACAAAUUAAUAAGUUGUAAUUUUUAUUUUAGAUAGUUUUGGAGUGAUUUAAAUGUUUUACUAAUUACUUUAUUUUGAAGUUACUUUCUAAAAUAUACUUAAAACUUAAAUAAAAACAAAUAUGAUACCCAAUAGUACUUUCAGUUCAAUAAACUCCAAAUGUGUAUCUUUGUGUCUACCCAUCUAUGGGGUUUAAAUGAGUGCAAAUUUUAGACCUGUAUGUAUGCAUAUGUUUGUGACUAUAUACAAGACAGAAACAAAAAUAAACAAUGUAUUCAUAACUAUUUA
Molecule: messenger RNA, 5840 nt
Organism: Megalobrama amblycephala (Wuchang bream)
Lineage: Eukaryota; Metazoa; Chordata; Actinopteri; Cypriniformes; Xenocyprididae
Product: interferon-induced very large GTPase 1-like
Molecular function (GO): GTP binding
Source: RefSeq, a predicted model, not a curated record